Messenger RNA from Cheilinus undulatus (humphead wrasse), 2744 nucleotides. It is a transcript of the gene trap1, whose product is annotated as TNF receptor-associated protein 1. Gene Ontology annotation, cellular component: mitochondrial inner membrane. The record is from RefSeq and is a predicted model, not a curated record. Gene Ontology annotation, molecular function: protein kinase binding; ATP binding; ATP hydrolysis activity. Gene Ontology annotation, biological process: protein folding. The coding region runs from base 77 to 2236 and encodes 719 amino acids. Lineage: Eukaryota; Metazoa; Chordata; Actinopteri; Labriformes; Labridae. The transcript has 18 exons.
UCUGCCUCCGUCGAUCAGCGUGUGUUUCUCGGUCAAACGACCUGUCCCGUCUUUUCUCGUCCCCUCGUCCGUCAACAUGUCCCGCUGCCUCGCGCUGGCUCGGUUCGCUCUCGGUUCCUCUCAGAGGGCCAACUCACGGCUAACGUUAUGUGCACGAGGGCUGAACACCCGAACUAUCUCACGGCCCCUGACUGGAGGCUUGCAGGUCAGACAGCAGCAGAUGUGGAGCAGUCGGCCCAAAGUCUGGAGCUCCCAACGGUCCUGUCUCGGCUUCAGCCAGCAGUCGUUUUACAGCACCCAGGAAGCUGAGAAAGAGCCUGAGGAGGAGCCUCUUCACACCAUCAUCAGUGAUACAGAGUCUGUGCAAGGUAGCUUCUCUAAACAUGAAUUUCAGGCUGAGACGAAAAAACUGCUGGACAUCGUUGCAAGAUCUUUGUACUCUGAAAAAGAAGUGUUUAUUCGGGAGCUGAUCUCCAAUGGCAGUGAUGCUCUUGAAAAACUGCGCCACAAACUCAUGACAGCAGGUGGAGCAACAGCCCCAAUGGAGAUUCAUCUGCAAACAGAUGGUGCAAAGGGCACUUUCACCAUUCAGGACACUGGAGUGGGGAUGAACCAAGAGGAAUUGGUGGCUAAUCUGGGAACUAUUGCUCGCUCUGGGUCCAAGGCGUUUUUGGAUGCCCUGCAGAACCAGGCGGAGGCUAGUAGCACAAUCAUCGGCCAGUUCGGAGUGGGAUUCUACUCUGCCUUCAUGGUGGCUGACCGUGUUGAGGUCUACUCCCGGUCAGCUGAGCCAGACGCACCGGGGUACAAGUGGUCCUCAGACGGCUCUGGAGUUUUUGAGAUUGCUGAAGCCAGUGGUGUUCAACAGGGAACAAAGAUUGUGCUACACCUUAAAGAAGACUGCAAGGAGUUUUCCUCUGAGGACAGAGUUAAAGAGGUUAUCACAAAAUACAGCAACUUUGUCAGCUUCCCCAUCUUCCUCAAUGGACGGCGGAUCAACAUUCUGCAGGCCUUGUGGAUGAUGGAGCCGAAGGAGAUCAGUGACUGGCAGCACGAGGAAUUCUAUCGCUACGUCGCCCAGGCCUAUGAUAAACCCCGCUACACCCUUCACUACCGUGCAGACGCCCCACUUAACAUCAGAAGCAUCUUCUACGUCCCUGAUGCGAAGCCAAGCAUGUUCGAUGUGAGCAGGGAGAUGGGAUCCAGUGUGGCUCUGUUCAGCAGGAAGGUCCUGAUUCAGACAAAAGCCACUGACAUCCUGCCAAAGUGGCUUCGCUUCCUUCGAGGUGUGGUGGACAGUGAGGACAUCCCUCUGAAUCUGAGCAGAGAGCUGCUGCAGGAGAGCGCCCUCAUAAGGAAGCUGCGUGAUGUCUUACAGCAGAGGGUGAUCCGCUUCCUGUUGGACCAGAGCAAGAAGGAUCCAGAGAAGUACAACACGUUCUUUGAGGAUUACGGGCUCUUCAUGAGGGAGGGCAUCGUCACCACCCAGGAACAAGACAUCAAGGAGGACAUCGCAAAGCUGCUGAGGUUCGAGUCUUCUGCUCUGCCAGCAGGGCAGCAGACAAAUCUGAUGGAGUACUCCUCACGCAUGAAGGCUGGCACACGGAACAUCUACUACCUGUGUGCCCCAAACCGUCAUCUUGCAGAGCACUCACCCUACUAUGAGGCCAUGAAGCAGAAAGACAUGGAGGUGCUGUUUUGUUACGAGCAGUUUGAUGAGCUGACCCUGCUCCACCUGCGGGAGUUUGACAAGAAGAAGAUGAUCUCAGUGGAGACGGACAUCGUUGUUGAUCACUACAAGGAAGAGAAGUUUGAGGACAGCAAGCCAGCCUCCGAACGUCUGACGCAGGAGCAGGCUGAUGACCUCAUUUCCUGGAUGAAGAACGCUUUGGGCCCCAGAGUUGCCAACAUAAAGCUGACUCCUCGGCUGGACACCCACCCAGCUAUGAUCACAGUGCUGGAGAUGGGUGCAGCACGCCACUUCCUCCGCACCCAGCAGCUGGCUCGCACCCCUGAGGAGAGAGCUCAGAUUCUGCAGCCCACUCUGGAAAUCAAUGCAGGACAUGAUCUGAUCAAGAAGCUGCACGCGCUGAAGGACUCCAGCUCUGAACUUGCAGGACUACUGCUAGAACAGAUCUAUGACAACGCCAUGAUCACAGCUGGCCUGAAUGAUGACCCCCGGCCGAUGAUUUCCCGUCUUAAUGAUCUACUAGCCAAAGCCCUGGAGAAGCACUGAGAGUUUAAACAUGAACAGACAGACUAUGUUUGGUAGACUGAAGCAUCUGCAACAGCUGCAGAGCAAAGCUGAAAGAACUGUUGUUUCUGAUGGGAAAGAUGGGCUUUUCUUCUUCUGCAACCAUUAAAAAAAACAUCUCUACCCCUUUGGAAACUUUCAUCACACCAUGUGGAGAGGACAUAAAGGCUUAAGAAACUCAGAAGUAGUGAAGAUGGACUGCUGAAAGCCUCUCUGUAGAUCACAUACAUGUCUUUAUCCCUGCUUUAAAACUGUAUUAAUACUGUGAGGAUGAGUGCCAUACAGAGGGAGGUCAUGUUACAGUGAGGUCUUUUCUGAACUGUCACGCUGUUAUCACAAAGUACAUAGAAGGAAAGCACUGAAGGUGCAUUAUAAUAUUUGUCGAGCUAAAUGUGUAAAACAGUCAUUUCCCUAAAAACUGUUUAAAAACUGACUUACCAAGUUUUUCUUGAAAGUUUGAAGCAAUUAAACUGCUCUAAAGAGCUGUUAA